Parasteatoda tepidariorum (common house spider) is the source of this 1171-nucleotide messenger RNA. Its product is annotated as apolipoprotein D. Gene Ontology annotation, cellular component: cytoplasm. Gene Ontology annotation, biological process: lipid metabolic process; response to reactive oxygen species. Lineage: Eukaryota; Metazoa; Arthropoda; Arachnida; Araneae; Theridiidae. The record is from RefSeq and is a predicted model, not a curated record.
GCAGGCCGUAAACAUUACGAUAACAGCAGGGAAUAUCCGAUAUUAAAAUAGGCUGGUAUUUAUCUUUCUACUUUCUCCUGCAAUAAACAAGUUUAUUAAAGCAGUAUUUCACGAACGUUGGAAACUAAUUUCCUGCUUUCUUAGUUCUUUCUUUUUAAUAUUAACACAAAAGAUUAUCACCAUUUUGCGGUGACUCAAGAAACAGGUUUUGUUUUUAUUCAUUACCGACAAUUAGUCAAUGCUGGAAAGUAGCCUUGAAGUUCUCUUUAAGUUUUCUCGACUACACCCAACUUUACUUGUCUAGUUAUAUAUUUAUUAAGGUGACACAUCGGUUACGACAUAUCUCGAAGACUGGAAAUAUAUUGCCCUCAUAUAUAGCUGAGAGAGUUCUUGAGUUUUCAGUUUUUUCGGAAUACUUUGGACAAAAUGCAGAGCUUAGGAGUGUUCGCGUUCGUAUUGUGUAUUGUUGCGGGAUGUCACGGCAAUACUUUUAAAUUAGGCGCUUGCCCGAGAGUUGUUGUUAUGAAUAACUUGGAUUUUGAUCAAUUUCUAGGUGAAUGGUAUGUUGUUCAACGAUUUAAUCCAAUGGCUACUUGUACAAAGAUAUUAUAUAAUAAGACUUCCGAUGACUCAUACACCAUAAGUGAGAAAAGCCGUCCACUUGGACUUAACUUUAACUUUCACUAUCAGUUUAUCAAGCCUAGACAUCUGAAUUUUCUCAGGAAUGAUACAACAUCCAUAUUUAGAGCUGAAAGAGACAUAGCCCAUUUCACCUUGAGCACCUUUGGCGUGAUUGAUACUGAUUACAAUAAUUACGCUGUUGUUUGGGGAUGUGAUCCCGUACUCUUUGGAAGUAUCCAAAAUGUGGACAUUCUCUCUCGCACACCAACCCCUCAGACAAAUUUGAUAAAAUCUGUUAAGGAAACACUCAAGAACUUAUCAAUAGAUUAUCAUCCAAUGGACAACGUUGAUCAAACAAGAUGUGAGGAUUCUAAUUCAAAUUCGGAUGGAUCUUCUACCGAUGGCGAUAGAAACACAAACAAUAUUAUUGCUGGAUAAAUGAAAUCAUUGUCUAGAGCAGAAAAUAUUUUCAAAAAAUGCAUUCUUUUUUUGAUGUAAAUAUACUAAAAAGUUUUUUGUACGUGAAUUCCAAGCCAUAUAUAAUUUUUUU